Messenger RNA from Dalotia coriaria, 1126 nucleotides. Its product is annotated as phospholipase A1-like. Gene Ontology annotation, biological process: lipid catabolic process. Bases 83 to 1096 code for a protein of 337 amino acids. The transcript is spliced from 2 exons. NCBI's taxonomy places the organism in Eukaryota, Metazoa, Arthropoda, Insecta, Coleoptera, Staphylinidae. The record is from RefSeq and is a predicted model, not a curated record. Gene Ontology annotation, molecular function: lipase activity.
AUAAAAUAAAGAGCAUCGGAUGAUUCUGAUCACUUUAAAUCGCGAUUGAAAUAAAUUGUGUGCUCAUAAAUUAGAUUUAAAUAUGAGAGUUUUGAUUGUUUUAGUAGCAUGUGUUUGCGCUUGCGUUGCAUCAGAAAGAAGAUACUUUCCGGAAGAUGAUCAUCGCUACGAUAAUCAACGUUUUGUUCUCGUCCCCGAUGACAAUGGCUUCCCGCGCCUUGUGGAUCUUCAGCAUAGAGACGUAGACUUCGAAUUAGUUCCUGAAGACAUUACUGUUUACUUCCACAGCGCUGCAGAACCAACAAUCGGACACAAAUUUAGCGCGCAUGACUUUGACGGUCAAGUUAACCAUCCUGAUUUUGAUCCCACGCGUAAAACAGUCUUUGUCACUCAUGGCUGGACCGGUUUCAACACUUCUUAUUCCUGCCGCACGAUUUACACUGCACUUUUAGUCAAAGACGAGGUAAAUGUUUUCGUUGUGGAUUGGAACCGUCCCGCUCAUGAGUUUUAUACUGUCGCACGCCAAGUUGUCCCGGAUAUUGGACGCGUCCUUGGUGGAUUCAUAGAUAAGUUAUUGGAAACCAACAAUAUGGAUUCUUCUCUUAUCAUGUUGGUAGGUAAUAGUCUGGGUGCGCAUGUAAUCGGGGCAACUGGCGCCGCAAUGAAAAACAAACCCGGAAUUAUUAUGGGUUUGGACCCUGCGCAUCCCUUAUUUUAUUUGGAUGAACCCAGCAAGCGUUUAGACAUCAGCGAUGCCAAAGUUGUGCAUAUUUUGCAUACGAACGCAGGUUUCUUGGGCUAUUUGAGUUCCUUGGGACAUGCUGACUACUGGGCGAAUGGAGGUGGACAAAGGCAACCGGGUUGUGGUGUAGAUCCUUUCGGAUAUUGCGCGCAUACUCGCUCCGUUGAAUUAUUUGCGGAAUCUAUCAACUCUCGUGCAUUUAGAAGUCUUAAAUGUGAUUCGUAUGAGGAAUUUAAGAAUGGCGGAUGUGAUAACAACCAGGUAUCAAUUUACGGCGGAAUAAACAUAGAUUUUGACGCCACAGGUGAUUUCUAUUAUGAAACCAAUGCGGAAUCUCCAUACGCACAAAACUAAACACAAUAAAAUCAAAUACUCUCAAGAAAA